UCACCAUGCUUCAAUUUCUCAGUCUCUUUCUCCGGCGAUAGACUUACCUUCUCUCACACUGCAACCAUGAGCACUGAGGAAAAGGCAACCAAGGGUGGCCGAGGCAAGUCCAAGGCCAAAUCCGUCUCCAGAUCUCACAAGGCCGGCCUCCAGUUCCCCGUUGGCCGCAUCGCUCGUUUCCUCAAGAAAGGUCGAUACGCUGAACGCGUCGGUUCCGGUUCUCCUGUCUAUCUUUCUGCCGUUCUUGAAUACCUUGCUGCUGAGGUUCUGGAACUUGCUGGAAAUGCGGCGAGGGAUAACAAGAAGAAUCGAAUCAUUCCAAGGCAUAUCCAGCUCGCAGUGAGGAACGAUGAGGAAUUGAGCAAGCUUUUGGGAGGAGUGACGAUUGCAAAUGGAGGCGUUUUGCCUAAUAUUCACCAGAAUCUGCUGCCGAAGAAAUCCGGUAAAGGAAAGGGCGAGAUUGGAUCUGCGUCCCAGGAAUUCUAGGGAUUCAGUGGUUAAUUAGGCAUUUUGAUUGUUGAUAGGAUGUGAUUAAGCUAAUUAUCAGACGUGUAAAUCUCCUCCUGGUAGAUUGAAUUUUGGUUCAGAUGUUUUGGUCGUGGAAUGGAAAUAUAAUUUUAUGAAUUUG
Molecule: messenger RNA, 628 nt
Organism: Rubroshorea leprosula
Lineage: Eukaryota; Viridiplantae; Streptophyta; Magnoliopsida; Malvales; Dipterocarpaceae
Source: the annotation of a GenBank genome assembly